AUUUAAGUCACCUCUGCUUGCCUUUCCAGUAUCAUGGAUGUGGAGAAAGCCUUUGUGCAUCUGAAGACUCCUUUCAGUUUCAGCCAUGCUUUUGAUACUCCUGAUCCAAGCUCUGCUCUCCAGUGUCGUUUGGAGUCCUGUGAGAACGACAGCCAUCUUGCCUCCUUCUCUGCCUCUCACAAUGGAGUCACUCAGCGGUGCCACUGAAACUGGAGACCCCAAACAAACCUCCACUGUUCCCCUUGAUCAGAACCCAGCGACAAAUGAAACCAAUCCAGUUGCAGAUGGCGGGAUUGAAGCAAAUCAAUCAAGGCUUGCUAGAAAUACAGGAGAACUGCAAUUUUUGGAAGGGUUAAGUGGACAAAGGAGGGGUACCAGAGCCUUGGCUGCUGUAGUUGAACCAGCAUCCAAUGCUCAAGUACAAGAACAUGUUGGCCUGAAUUCGUCUUAUACACAGGGUGAGGUUGGGAGCACUGUCCCUAGUGGCCUUCAGGGGCUGAAGGGAGACAAAGGGGAUUAUGGAGAACCAGGCCCAAAAGGUGACCCUGGAGUAAAAGGAGAUCCUGGAGAGAAAGGAGAAACAGGCCAAGCAGGCGAGACAGGAGCACAAGGUUUGGAAGGGCCACCAGGGAUUCAAGGGCCUCCAGGAAUGAAAGGAGAUCCAGGCAUCAAUGGAAUGGACGGUGUUGCUGGAGAACCGGGACUAAUUGGACUUCCUGGCCGAAAAGGAGAGAAAGGACAGAAAGGUGACUGCAACCCAGUUGAAUCCAUCGCAUUCUCUGUUGGUCUUCUGAAAAGAAGAAGCUUUCCCUUGCCAGGUUCCCCAGUGAAAUUUGAGAAGAUUUUCCUGAAUGAGAACGAAGCCUACCAUGUUGAAACUGGCAUGUUUAUUGCAGGCACAGGGGGUAUCUAUUCUUUCAGUUACCACCUGAGUGUUUCCAACAAAUCAUUAAGGGCUGCACUCUUUCAUAAUGGCCAAAGAAUUCUCCAGUUGUCUAGUGUGAAGGAAUCUCCACAGGGUGUUACUCAGGUUUCUGGAUCUACUUUGCUUCAACUCUCUGAAGAUGAUGAAGUUUGGCUUCAGGUUUUGAAUGGCUCCGAGAAUGGCCUGAUGGCAGAUGAAAAUAAUGAAUCUAUAUUUUCUGGGUUUCUUUUGUACCCUGAGUACAAGUAUUCAAGCACUUCUAGGUUUCCCUCUUGCCUUUGUCAGUCCUGGCAGAGCCGCUGUUACCACUCUACUGUUCUGUUUGCCGUAGUAAUAAUGUGGGGCGUAAAUUGGCGUUGGGCCAUCUUCGUCAUAAUGAACAUUGUCGCUGAGCUGAACAUUGAGGGUAAAAGUACCCCAUCCCCCAAGCACACUAAGAUCAAAGCCAUUAAAAUGGAAGUCACUGAAAGUCUUGACACAUCUGUUGCUGCACCUACUGAAGAUGACCUUUUCACAGAAAUGGCUGAAACCAGCGACACGACGACAGAGCUGUCCACACCAAACUACGCCUUCAGAACUGCCACCACACUCUUCCCCUUUGAAAACUUUACCCUUGAUUCGGCUGACUUCUUCUUUAACUGCUGUGAUUGCUGUACUCCAACUGCAGGGCAGAAAGGGGAACCCGGAGAACCUGGCCUGCCAGGGUUGAAAGGAGAGAUGGGAGAAAAAGGCCUUCCAGGUCUAGCAGGAAUUCCUGGACUGCAAGGCCCCAAAGGAUUCAAAGGAGAAAAAGGAGAUAAAGGAGAACAUGGUGACCAAGGAGCAAAUGGAAUCCCAGGAUUUGCAGGCAAACCAGGAGAACAAGGUGAAAUUGGACUUAAAGGCGACAAAGGAAACUAUGGCCUGCCUGGAGCGAAGGGUCAAAAGGGUUCCAAGGGGGACACGUGUGAGAAUGGCACCAAAGGCGAGAAAGGAGACAAGGGGGAGCUGGGAUUGCAAGGGAUCGAUGGGGAAAAUGGAGACAAAGGAGAAAAGGGGGAGGUUGGCGAGAAGGGUUAUUGUGGCGACCCUGGCGAGAAGGGGGAUAAGGGAGAAAGAGGGGAAAUGGGAUUAAAAGGGGAAAAGGGCAUCAAAGGAGACAUGGGAGUAGACGGCAUGCAUGGUGUGGAUGGGAUAAAAGGAGAAAAGGGUGACCCAGGUAUCAGAGGUGAAAAAGGAGACCCAGGCCCAACUGGGAUGAUGGGACCUCCUGGGAUGAAAGGAUUUCCUGGUUUCAAAGGAAUCCGGGGGGUUCCUGGGAAAAAAGGUGCAAGAGGGCCCAAAGGUUCAAAGGGGGAGACCUCAAGCACUCCAAAAUCAGCUUUCAGUGUGGGCUUAUCCAAACCUUUCCCACCCCCGAAUGUUCCUAUUAAAUUUGACAAGAUUCUAUAUAAUGACCAGGAUAGUUAUAAUCCUUUGACUGGGAAAUUCAACUGCAGCAUUGCUGGGGCAUAUAUCUUCUCUUAUCAUAUGACCAUCAGAGGGCGGCCUGCUCGAAUUAGUAUUGUGGCCCAAAACAGGAAGAUGGUCAAAACCCGGGAGACUCUGUAUGGUCAGGAGAUAGACCAGGCUUCAUUCCUUACGAUUUUGAAAUUAAAUGUGGGGGAUCAGGUUUGGCUGGAGGUUACGCGGGACUGGAAUGGAGUUUACGUUAGCGCGGAAGACGACAGCAUAUUCUCUGGCUUCCUUUUGUAUCCAGAUGACGUAUUUGAAACCCUAUUAUAAGUGCGACUUUAAGAGAAUUGCCAAGAAACAUUUCCUUCCUCUGUUGUUAUUUUAGAGAAAUGUAUUUCAUAAUCCAUAUCCUAGUUCAUAUAUUUAUAUGUAUAAUGACCUGCAUUCAUUUACUAAAGCAUCCUAAAUAUGAGACGUGUAUUGUGAGGUAAUAAUUUUCACGGCCACUUAGGAAAAUAUUAUAAAAUGAUGUUCUCUCAUAAGGGAUUUUUUCACAUUCGAAAUCUGUGGUAGCUAAUUAGGUCACUGAAAUUACCCCAUGGUAUCACUUUAGUUUUUGAUUAAUGCAGACAUUUGGCAGUCUCACAUAUGUUCCUCCUGCUUUGGAGUUAAAAUCAAUAUUCUAGAAUAACUGAACAACAGUUGUAGAAUUUUACCCAGAAUCAAAUACACUGAAUAUGAAAAAUAUCCUUUGAUCAUUUCAUCCAAUCAUGUGAAUAGAUUUUAAAAUGUUUGCUGCUCAAUCCAACAUCAAAUGAUAAUAUAACAUUUGAUGUAGAGACUGAACCGUAUAAUCAAUGUAUAAAACCUUACCAUGCAUCAAAUGGCUGUUGUGCUUAAAUAAAUCAUAUUCAUUUGGAACUCUGUGUAAUAAAGAAAGAUGACUGGUU
Messenger RNA from Sphaerodactylus townsendi, 3309 nucleotides. RefSeq names its product otolin 1 (gene OTOL1). The transcript is spliced from 8 exons. NCBI's taxonomy places the organism in Eukaryota, Metazoa, Chordata, Lepidosauria, Squamata, Sphaerodactylidae. The record is from RefSeq and is a predicted model, not a curated record. Gene Ontology annotation, molecular function: protein binding. Bases 86 to 2689 code for a protein of 867 amino acids.